UCGCGGCGAGCCAAGAUGGCUGCCCCCGCGCUGCAGGUGGCGCGACGGUGGUCGGGGCUGGGCCUGGGAGUGAGGCUCGCCGCCCGCCACCUUCCGGGAAUAACACAGGUGAGGUGUAGCCGCUAUGCCCCUGAGUUCAGGGAUCCCCUGAUCGACAAGGAAUAUUACCGCAAGCCCGUGGCGGAACUCACCGAAGAGGAGAAAUACGACCAGGAGCUCAAGAAGACGCAGCUCAUCAAGGCCGCUGCAGCGACGGAAACAAGUUCUGUGUUUGCAGACGCUACCAUCAGCAAAUUUACCAACAUGAUGAUGAAAGGAGGCAACAAAAUACUGGCCAGGUCCCUCAUGGCGCAGACCCUGGAGGCUGUGAAGAGGAAGCAGUUUGAGAAGUACCGAGCUGCCUCUGCAGAGGAACAGGCCACCAUUGAGCGGAACCCCUACAGGAUCUUCCACCAGGCCCUGAAAAACUGUGAGCCUGUCAUCGGGUUGGUGCCCAUCCUCAAAGGGGGCCAUUUCUACCAGGUCCCUGUACCUCUGAGUGACCGACGGCGACGCUUCCUGGCCAUGAAGUGGAUGAUCACAGAGUGUCGAGAGAAUAAGCCUCGGCGGACACUGAUGCCAGAGAAACUGUCAAAUGAGCUGCUGGAGGCUUUUCAUAACAGGGGUCCUGUCAUCAAGAGGAAGCACAACAUGCACAAGAUGGCAGAGGCCAACCGAGCCCUGGCCCACUACCGCUGGUGGUAGCAGGGACUGAUGGGACGGUCCAGGACACUCCAAGAAACCAGGCGGGCCGGAGCGAUGGCCAGUGGUUAAGAGCACUGGCUGCUCUGGCAGAGGACCUGGCCUGAUUCCCAGCACCCACGUGGAGGCUCACUGACCUUCUUUAAUUCUGGUUCCAGAGAAUUUGACACCUUCUGACUGCUGUGGGCACCAGGCAUGCAUAGUACUCAACCGUACAUGCGGGGGAAAUACCUAUUCAUAAA
Messenger RNA from Phodopus roborovskii (desert hamster), 983 nucleotides. RefSeq names its product mitochondrial ribosomal protein S7 (gene Mrps7). The coding region runs from base 16 to 744 and encodes 242 amino acids. Gene Ontology annotation, molecular function: structural constituent of ribosome; rRNA binding; mRNA binding. The record is from RefSeq and is a predicted model, not a curated record. Gene Ontology annotation, biological process: ribosomal small subunit assembly; translation. Lineage: Eukaryota; Metazoa; Chordata; Mammalia; Rodentia; Cricetidae. The transcript is spliced from 5 exons. Gene Ontology annotation, cellular component: ribosome.